UGUAGUUGAAGUUGAACUAGGAAUUCCUUCAACUAGCAUUCAUUUUGUUUUGUUUUGUUUUAAAUGCAUGCUUGGGGACACAGUGACUACAAAUCAGAUUUCAGUAACUAUUGAGCUGUCUUUGAAUGCAUUUGGGUACAGUAAAUUCCAAAUCCCAAAACCAUGUAGAGAAAGAAAACAACUUCCUUGAAUGAUUAGUUCCUUAGACAACCUAUUUCAUCUAUAACACCGUUGCUCACUUUUUUGAGGGAAUAGGCCUAGUUUGCCUCUCAGCAUGUCAGUAGUAACAGUGCAACUUGGUCAGUGUGGUAAUCAGAUUGGUUUUGAAGUAUUUGAUGCUCUAUAUACUGACUCACACUGUCCCCAGGGACUCUGCUCUAAAAGAGAGAAUGAGGCAUAUCAAGCAUCUUGCAAAGAAAGAUUCUUCAGUGAGGAGGAAAAUGAAGUUCCAAUUGCCCGGGCCAUACUUGUCGAUAUGGAACCUAAAGUUACCAAUCAGACACUAUCAAAGGCUGCCCAGUCUGGCCGAUGGAAAUAUGGUCAGCAUUCGUGCUUCUGUCAAAAACAAGGUUCUGGAAACAACUGGGCAUAUGGUUACUCUGUUCAUGGACCCAGGCAUGAAGAAUCUAUAAUGAACCUAAUCCAGAAGGAAGUGGAGAAAUGUGACUCUUUGAGUGGUUUUUUCAUCAUAAUGAGUAUGGCUGGGGGCACAGGAUCAGGGCUAGGAGCCUUUGUUACACAGAAUUUACAAGAUCAGUACUCAAACUCUUUGAAAAUGAAUCACAUUAUAUGGCCUUAUGAAACUGGUGAGGUUAUUGUCCAGAACUACAACUCCAUUUUGACUCUUUCUCACUUGUACCGAUCUUCAGAUGCCCUCCUUGUUCAUGAAAAUGAUGCUGUUCAUAAGAUCUGUGCGAAACUGAUGAACAUCAAGCAGAUCUCCUUUAGUGAUAUAAACCAAGUCCUUGCACAUCAGUUGGGAAGCGUAUUCCAGCCUACGUAUUCUGUGGAAGGCUCAUGUCACUACAGAAGAAAUCCACUAGGAGACUUAAUGGAGAAUUUGGUUCCCCAUCCUGAAUUCAAGAUGCUGGGUAUUCGUAACAUUCCUCAAAUGUCUGAGAACUCACUGGCAUACAGCACCUUUACUUGGGCCGGCCUCCUCAAACAUCUGAGACAGAUGCUCAUUUCUAAUUCAAAAAUGGAAGAAGGUAUUGAUUGGCAGGUACAGCCUCCUUUAUCAAGACUUCCUACUCUGGGUAAAGCAUCUCUCAACAGGGAGCUUCAGUUUAACACUUCCAUUGCCAACUUGGUCAUCCUUCGUGGGAAAGAUGUGCACAGUGCUGAUCUGGGAGGAUUUAAAGAUCCAGGUCUCUAUACUUCUUGGUUAAAACCUAUUAAUGCUUUCAAUGUGUGGAAAACCCAGCGAGCCUUUAGCAAAUAUGAGAAGUCUGCAGCGUUGGUCAGCAAUAGCCAGUUCUUACUAAAACCACUUGAUACAAUUGUGGGCAAAGCCUGGAAUAUGUUUGCUUCAAAAGCCUACAUUCAUCAGUACACAAAAUUUGGACUUGAAGAAGAGGACUUUUUGGAUAGUUUCACAUUGUUGGAACAGGUUGUUGCCAGUUACUGCAACCUCUGAUGUCGAACAAAGGAAAAAUAUGUUAAGUCAUUUUUGGGCUGAAAUAUUUUAUUUUUAUUUAUAUUUUUAAAGAAAAGAUUUUAUUUAUUUAUUUGACAGAGAGAGAUCACAAGUAGGCAGAG
This is a messenger RNA of Lutra lutra (Eurasian river otter), 1758 nucleotides long. It is a transcript of the gene TUBD1, whose product is annotated as tubulin delta 1. Gene Ontology annotation, molecular function: structural constituent of cytoskeleton; GTP binding. The coding region runs from base 275 to 1636 and encodes 453 amino acids. The transcript is spliced from 9 exons. Gene Ontology annotation, biological process: mitotic cell cycle; microtubule cytoskeleton organization. The record is from RefSeq and is a predicted model, not a curated record. Gene Ontology annotation, cellular component: microtubule; cytoplasm. Lineage: Eukaryota; Metazoa; Chordata; Mammalia; Carnivora; Mustelidae.